Molecule: messenger RNA, 1762 nt
Organism: Ochlerotatus camptorhynchus
Lineage: Eukaryota; Metazoa; Arthropoda; Insecta; Diptera; Culicidae
Product: UDP-glycosyltransferase UGT5-like
Exons: 2
Coding region: 102-1661 (519 amino acids)
Biological process (GO): proteolysis
Molecular function (GO): UDP-glycosyltransferase activity; zinc ion binding; metallocarboxypeptidase activity
Source: RefSeq, a predicted model, not a curated record
CAAGCCCAGCUGAUAACGCCGCAUCAUUCACAGUUUGAAUUCGUGUGUAGAAUUUUUGGGUUCAGUUCUAAGUCGGUCGUUGGAGAUAGUAGUCAUCCAGCAUGCAUACAAUCCGUUUGCUCAUUUCAGUGGCGUUGCUAGUGACGGCGGUGCACAGCUACAAGGUACUCUUUCUGGUUCCAUUCACUGGACCUAGCCACUGGUUAAUGCUGAAACACUUUAUCCGGGAGCUGACGGAACGGGGCAAUGAGGUAACGUGCUUGACGAGUUUCAAAUUCGGUGAACCACUGGGUAACUAUACGGAAGUGCUGAUUGAUCCGGCCUAUCCCAUUCGGGAAAAAUUUCCUCUUUCGACGAUAUUUGAAACGAAAAGUUACAACAAUGACUUCAACAAUCUGUUUCUGUACUGGAGGAUGGGACUGGAAACGAGUCGUCACGGUUUGGAGAACGAUCACGUGCAGGCAUUUCUGAAGCGCGAUGACUUGCAAUUUGACCUGGUAGUGUCCGAGCAAUUCUUCCAGGAAAGUUGGCUCAUGUUCGCCUACAAGUAUAACGCACCGAUCGUCACCAUCAGUACCUACGGAUAUUCGGACUUUAUGGACCGAGCUAUGGGAAUUCUGACUCCGUGGUCUUAUGUACCGCACAUGAUACUGGAUUACGAAGAUCAGAUGAACUUUUUCCAGCGGGCCUACAACGUGUUUCUAUCUACGCUGGACUAUGUCAUCCGCGAGUAUCACUACCUUCCGGAGCAAAACAAACUGGCGAAAGAGUUCUUCGGUGAGCUCGAACAACAGCGAGGACCGUUACCUUCCGUUCAAGCCUUGGAGAAGUCCAUUUCUGUAAUUCUCAUUAACAGUCAUCCAACACUGGCCAAACCACGCCCGUCCAUGCCCGGGCUCGUGGACGUCGCUGGUGCCCAUAUUCGGCCCAACAAGCCUCUUCCGGAUGACCUACAACGUUUCAUGGAUGAAGCCGAACAUGGAGUGAUCUACUUUUCGCUCGGAGCGUACCUGCAGAGUUCGGAGAUGCCUGUCGAGAAGCGGACAAGUUUGCUCAAUGUCUUUUCAAAGCUCAAACAACGGGUGGUGUGGAAGUUUGAAACCGACAAUCUCAAAAAUGUGCCGAAGAACGUCAUGAUUCGCAAAUGGGCUCCACAGAAUGACAUCCUGGCGCACAAGAACGUAAUUCUGUUCAUUUCGCACGGCGGUCAAUUUGGAACCUUUGAGUCCAUGUACAACGGCGUUCCGACUCUUUUCAUGCCAUUCUUCGGAGACCAACACCGGAAUGCACUUAGAGCCGUCCGUAGUGGGUAUGCGCGGAAGAUACUGUUUGUGGAUAUAACCGAGGAGCUGCUGUCGAACGAGAUUAUGGAAAUGAUCGAAAACCGGAGCUACUUCAAACGGGCCAAAGAGAUUGCCACAUUGUUCCGGGACACAAUAGUGGAUCCGAUGGGUGAAUCGAUGUUCUGGAUGGACUACGUGGUUCGGCAUAAGGGAGCACCACAUUUGAAGUCCAAUGCGGUUAACCUUUCGAUCGUGCAAUAUUUGCUGCUGGAUGUGCUGGGUGUCGUGUUACUUACGGUGGUAAUUUUGCUAUGUAUGGUUAAGGCAUGCUGCUGCCGAAAGACCAGGAAAAUCAGUGCUAAGCAGAAAAAGCAGUAGAUUUUACUGGGAAGAUGGCGAUGAUGGCAAUAUAAGCAACAGAUGGAUAAGGAAUUGCGUUUUUUUAAUAUCCACAAAGUAACCAAUAAAUAACUACAACU